AUGAGUUUGAAAAUGAUUGCUGUUGUGGCCAUUGCUUUACUGUUAUACAGUAUCGCACUCGUUGUUUACCGUCUGUUCUUCCAUCCUUUGGCGAAAUACCCAGGACCACGUCUAGGAGCCAUCACGCAUUGGUAUGCAGCCUACUAUGCAUGGCAGGGAGACCUUCACAUAAUUAGCCGAAAGUGGCACGAUCGUUAUGGCGAUAUCGUGCGAUUUGCUCCAAAUGCCUUGACUUUCAACACACACACCGGACUAGACACUAUCUAUGGUGUCAGGGCAAAUGUGGCAAAAUCGGAAGGCUACAGUUCACUGAGCGCCAGUCGACAAACUCCUAAUACCCUCACUGCUACUGACAAAGCUACCCACGGCUUCAAGCGCCGUAUCCUGGCGCAGGUAUUCUCUACUGAAGGAAUCAAAGCCAUCGAAGAGCGUCUUCUGGUGAACAUUCGCGAUUUCGUCGAUCUAGUCGGACAGAAAGGAGAUGAAUAUGGACAUGUCAAGAGUAGCCUCAAUUCUGAAAAGGACAACGGAUGGUCAAACACGAAGCAUUUAGCUCCGAUGUGUGAUUGGAUGACCUUCGACGUUAUCGGCGACCUUUGCUAUGGGCAAGACUUUGAUAUGCUACAUUUACCUGACAUGCGAUGGUUCCCUUCUGUGGUCCUAAAGAUCACGCAGCGCAGUAUGACGACCCUCAUCCAGCCUAAGUUCUGCAAUCUGAAGAUUGACCAGUUCUUCAUGUCAUCCAAAUUCAAGGAUAUCGUGAACGCCGGUACCCGAAUCCGCGAACGUUCUGAGGCCCGCACACGUCUAGGAAAUGAUAUCGAGACAAAAGACCUAUUUUAUUCUAUGAUGAACACGGCAGAUCCCAAAACUGGCCUUCACUUCACCAAUAAGGAUCUUUGGGUGGAAUCCAUGCUUCUGAUGACUGCAGGUGCGGAUACCACCGCGACGGCAAUGGCAGGAACAUUCUUCCACCUAGCCCACAAGCCUAACCUCCUCGCCCGCCUGACCCAAGAGAUCCGCAGCACAUUCGGCACAGAGGAAGAAGUCCGCACAGGAGCAGAACUAAACUCCUGCGAAUUCCUUCAGGCAUGUAUAAACGAAACGCUCCGACUCGCACCUUCCGUCUCAACUACCAUUCCACGCACAGUUCUUAAAGGCGGCAUAGUGAUCGAUCAAGAAUUCAUCCCUGAAGGCACAAUGGUGGGAACGACUACAUACGCUAUCCAGCGGAACCCGAACUACUUCACUGCACCGGACGAGUUCCGUCCACAAAGAUGGAUCGUCGAUGCAGAGACGGGGGUUGACGAGGAGAGUAUUGAGAUUGCGAAACAAGCGUUUUGUCCGUUUAGUGUUGGAGCAAGAUCUUGUGUUGGAUGGAAACUUGCUUGGACGGAAUUGAAUCUGGCGGUUGCGAGAACGCUGUUUCGGUUUGAUAUGCGUUUGGCGCCUGAUGCGCGGUGCUGUGGGGGUGAAAGGGAGGAUUGUGAUUUCAGGUUGAAGGGGUGGGUCACUUCUGCUGUUGAGGGGCCUUGGGUGCAGUUUCGGGAGAGAUGUUGA
Molecule: messenger RNA, 1560 nt
Organism: Penicillium pulvis
Lineage: Eukaryota; Fungi; Ascomycota; Eurotiomycetes; Eurotiales; Aspergillaceae
Product: cytochrome P450
Exons: 5
Coding region: 1-1560 (519 amino acids)
Molecular function (GO): heme binding; iron ion binding; oxidoreductase activity, acting on paired donors, with incorporation or reduction of molecular oxygen
Source: RefSeq, a predicted model, not a curated record